CGUAAGGCUCGGCUUGGCUACAGAUGGAUUCAAUCCAUUUGGAUCAUUGAGUAGUAAGUAUAGCACGUGGCCGGUUAUUCUAAUGACUUACAACUUACCACCAAAUAUGUGCAUGCAACGUUCUUUUAUGAUGAUGUCUUUGCUUAUUUCUGGUCCUAAAGGACCGAAAAAUGGCAUCGAUGUUUAUUUGCAGCCACUGAUAGAGGAGCUGAAAGAGUUGUGGGUUACUGGAAUUAGAACCUUUGAUGCAUCCACCAAACAGUACUUCAAUAUGCGAGCGGCCAUUUUGUGGACUAUCAAUGAUUUUCCAGCAUUAGGUAACUUAUCAGGGUGGAGCACAAGUGGCUAUCUUGCUUGCCCGAGUUGUGGUGAAAAUACAGUAUCUGAGCGGCUGUACAAAUCGAACAAACAGUGUUUUAUGGGCCACAGUCGUUUUCCCGAGGAAGGGGCACCACCUCCACCUUCGGGCGACGAGGUUUUAUCACAGACAGAUGGAAUCAAUGUUAUAUUUGGGGCAGGUCAAGCAGUAUCUUGUGUUUUGAUAGAAUUUUUGGAUGAUUUUGUGUUUGAUAAUUAUGUGUUUUGGAAUGUUUCGACGAUUUUAUGUUUUGGAAGAAUGUUUUGGAUUAUUUAAUUUAAGCGAGUUGUUUAAUGUUUUUGUGUAUUUAAUUA
Molecule: messenger RNA, 672 nt
Organism: Erythranthe guttata (spotted monkey flower)
Lineage: Eukaryota; Viridiplantae; Streptophyta; Magnoliopsida; Lamiales; Phrymaceae
Source: RefSeq, a predicted model, not a curated record